AUGUCGUGGAAAGGACAAGUGAAAAGUUUGGUUCAUCGAAUUCAAGACAACUAUACGCAUGUUGGAAAUUCUGCAAAGGCUGAUAUUCUGGAACGGGAUGGGGACUUCUAUAUAUUGGUGUACAAUGAUUGUGGUGGUUAUGACAAACACUCGUUCAGUGCUUGGGAAGAUCAAACUAUUUAUUCGUUUCGACGAGGAAGUUGCAAUGUUGUCAUCUACCGUAGUCUGUUUUGGAAAAAAGCUCACUUGCCACAAAUUCAGAAAGAUGUCGAAUCGUGUGUAACUGGAGUGAUUCCGAAUUACGAUGAUUACAAGGGUUAUCCUAGAAAACUUAGAGACACUCGAAUUUAUAAGACGCGGUUCGUUGGGAUGAUUGCUAAAAGACAUGAUGUGGAGGUUCGAUACUUCACUUCUGACACGAAAUAUGGUCCGGGCUGGUGGACUACGGUCAAUGUUUAUGAUACAGACACUAUGAAGAACACGGGAAGACAAUUCGUAUUGAUUGCUGGAUGGGAAUGA
Messenger RNA from Caenorhabditis remanei, 519 nucleotides. RefSeq lists its product as uncharacterized. NCBI's taxonomy places the organism in Eukaryota, Metazoa, Nematoda, Chromadorea, Rhabditida, Rhabditidae. The transcript has 3 exons. Bases 1 to 519 code for a protein of 172 amino acids. The record is from RefSeq and is a predicted model, not a curated record.